Pogonomyrmex barbatus (red harvester ant) is the source of this 676-nucleotide messenger RNA. RefSeq names its product ribosomal protein L24-like (gene RpL24-like). NCBI's taxonomy places the organism in Eukaryota, Metazoa, Arthropoda, Insecta, Hymenoptera, Formicidae. Gene Ontology annotation, biological process: ribosomal large subunit biogenesis. Gene Ontology annotation, cellular component: nucleolus. The record is from RefSeq and is a predicted model, not a curated record. Gene Ontology annotation, molecular function: structural constituent of ribosome.
UCAAGAAUAUUGUGAUAAACCACGUGCUCAUCGUACGCAUACCAAAAUCUCUCCCAACUUCUCGCAACAUGCGUAUAGAGACGUGUUAUUUCUGCUCGUCCCGGAUAUAUCCGGGACAUGGAAUACAAUUCGUGAGGAACGAUUGUAAGAUAUUCAAGUUUUGUCGAUCAAAAUGCCAUGCUGCAUUCAAAAAGAAAAAGAAUCCCAGAAAAGUCAAGUGGACCAAAGUCUAUAGAAAGACCGUUGGAAAAGAAUUGGCAGUGGAUCCAUCGUUUGAGUUUGAAAAGACGAGAAAUAUACCUCUUAAAUAUAACAGAGAACUAUGGGCGAAGACUAUAGAAGCAAUGAAGAAAGUAGAAGUUAUCAAGCAAAAGCGACAAAAUCUACAUAUCAUGCAGCGAUUACGCAAGGGAAGAGAACUGGAACAGGAGAGAGAUGUUAAGGAGGUGCAACGUGAUUUGUCUCUUGUUCGCUUGCCUGCUGCUGGCCUCAAGGAAAGACAGAAACAAAAAGAGGCAGCCGAAGAGCACGAACAGAUGCAUGUGGAUGAAAAUUCCUCUCAUGAACUUGAAGCCGAAGCAUUGGAAGUUAAUUAAAUCAUUGUAUAUAUUUUUUUGUCACAUCUAAUUUUACUUUCGUAUGUUGCAAUUAUUUUUUAAUAAAUUAUUAGUUAUAA